Aspergillus glaucus CBS 516.65 is the source of this 953-nucleotide messenger RNA. RefSeq names its product putative eukaryotic translation initiation factor 4 (gene tif1). Gene Ontology annotation, molecular function: RNA helicase activity; ATP binding; translation initiation factor activity. The coding region runs from base 210 to 953 and encodes 247 amino acids. Lineage: Eukaryota; Fungi; Ascomycota; Eurotiomycetes; Eurotiales; Aspergillaceae. The record is from RefSeq and is a predicted model, not a curated record. The transcript has 7 exons. Gene Ontology annotation, cellular component: cytoplasmic stress granule. Gene Ontology annotation, biological process: cytoplasmic translational initiation.
CAAGCGCCAGACCAACCAAACGGUGAAAACCAUUUAUUAUCCCACUUUCAUCCACCCGUCCACUUUUUUCUUCUUCUCUUUUUCUCUUUUCUUGUAGAAGAGUUUUUUUCCAACUACCACUCUCAACUACUUUUAAAAAAACCCCACCGCGUCUUGUCCGGAUCACAGCGCCUCGCCUGUGAUCACUAUACUACCAACAACUCGCAAAUAUGGCUGACAAGGGAUUGGAAGAUCUUCCCGAGGGACAGAUCGAAUCUAACUACGAUGAGAUCACCGACUCGUUCGACGCUAUGGAGCUGAAGCCCGAGCUGCUUCGCGGUGUCUACGCCUAUGGUUUCGAACGCCCCUCUGCUAUCCAGCAGCGUGCCAUCAUGCCCAUCAUCAAGGGUAACGAUGUCAUUGCUCAGGCUCAGUCCGGUACUGGAAAGACUGCCACCUUCUCCGUCUCCGCUCUCCAGAAGAUCGACCCCAACCUGAAGGCUUGUCAGGCUCUGAUCCUCGCUCCCACCCGUGAGCUUGCUCAGCAGAUCCAGAAGGUCGUUGUCGCCAUCGGUGACUUCAUGAGCAUUGAGUGCCACGCCUGUAUCGGUGGUACCAACGUCCGUGAGGACAUGCAGGCCCUCCGUGACGGUCCCCAGGUCGUUGUCGGUACCCCCGGCCGUGUCCAGGACAUGAUUCAGCGCCGUGUCCUGAGAACGGACCAGAUGAAGCUGUUCAUCCUUGACGAGGCCGAUGAGAUGCUUUCUCGUGGUUUCACCGAGCAGAUCUACGACAUCUUCCAGCUCCUCCCCCAGUCGACCCAGGUUACCCUGCUUUCGGCUACCAUGCCCCAGGAUGUCCUGGAGGUCACCACCAAGUUCAUGCGCGACCCCAUCCGUAUCCUGGUCAAGAAGCAGGAACUUACCCUUGAGGGUCUCGCUGGUCAUCAACUACGACUUGCCCGCCAACCGUGA